This is a messenger RNA of Cuscuta epithymum, 4860 nucleotides long. Lineage: Eukaryota; Viridiplantae; Streptophyta; Magnoliopsida; Solanales; Convolvulaceae. The record is from the annotation of a GenBank genome assembly.
GGCUAGCAGUUUUCACAUUUUAUUUUAAAUUAAUUUCAGAAAACUGUUUAUUAAAAAGUAUAAAUUUCAGUAAGCAGUUUUUCAUUUUAUUUUAAAUUAAUUUCGGAAAACUGUCUAUUAAAAAGCAUUAAUUUCGGAAAAUAAAUUUUUAAACUGUUUAUAUUUAAAUAUAAAGUUUUUAUUUGGAAAACAGUUUAUUUGGAAAAUUUUGAAAAUUCAAAACAAAAAUUUCAAAAUUUGAACCCUAAAAAUUUGGCGGUUUAUUCAAAAUUGAAAACUUAGUCACGGACAAUCCGUGACUAAUAUGUCCGAAUUUUAAAAAAUAAACAAAUAUUAGUCACGGAAGUGGUCCAUGACUAAUAAAAAAAUGUAGUCACGGAUAAUUUUUAUUUUGGUGGACAUAUUAGGUGUAGUCACGGAUUUUGCAAGUCACAAAUAUUCGUCCGCCAAUAAAAUGUAGUCACAAAUAUUCGUCCCCCAAUAAAAUAUACCCAUUAUUCGUCAUAAAAUUUAGGUGGACAAAUUUUAUUUGUGACUACAUAUAUAAUAAUUUUUAUUUUGGUGGACAUUAAAUGGUCCAUGAUCCGUGACUACAUUGGUGGACAAAACCUAAUCCCAAAAUAAAAUUAUCAUUCCCAUAAUAAUUUAGGUGGACAAAUGUACCCUUUAGCACUACAAAAAAACACGCGUGUAGUCACGGACCGUAGUCACGGAUUUGGUCCGUGACUAGUUUAGUCACGGACUAGUCACGGAAAUUUAAAAAAAAAAAAUAGUCACGGUCUGGACCGUGACUAUGGCCGUGACUACAAUUAGUCACGGUCGUGGCCCGUGACUUAAGUCCUCCGAUAGGCCCGUUUCCGUUUCCGGCGAAGUUUAUUUGAUUCCGACGACUUAGUCACGGCCACAUCCGUGACUAUACCCGUGACUAUGAUUAAAAUUUAAUUUUUCAUCUUCCAUAAAUUAAUUCGCAACGGUGUUAUAUACGGAUAACUUUUAGUCACGGACAUGGCCGUGACUAUGUCCGUGACUACUUUGAUUAACACGUCAUUUACACGUCAUUAACACGUGUUGGACGUGUAUUGGACACGGUUUUGCUUAGUGACGGACAAAUCCGUGACUAAGUCCGUGACUAAAUUUUUUAUAUAUGCAGGAGCAGCUCAUUGAACAGAACCACACCAAUUCAUUCCCAGUAUAUACAGUAUCCGUUUGAAAGAUCGAAGGAUGUAGUCUAUCUUCUAUCAUUUUCCCUGUUUAUGCAGAUAAGGUAUGUUAUUUGAAUUAUAAUUUUUAUUUAGAAUUAGUUGGUUCAAUUUAAAUUAUUAAAACUAUUAAAUUAGUGAGGUUGUUAAUUAAUUAACAACAUGUUUUAACUAUAAGCGUAGUAAUGUCAUAAAUUAGAAUUAGUUAAACUUUUAGGUUUAUAAAAUAAUUUAAUUAAAAUUAGUUAGCUAAAUGUAGUUUAAAACGUAAUGAUGUUUAUGUUAAGUGAAAUUAGUUCAAAUAACGUACGUUAGUAAUGUGUUAAUUAAGUGAAUUGUGAAUUGUUAUUGUGAAUUGUGUAUUGCUUAUUAAUUCAAAUGACUUUAUAUACAUGUUCAAAUUAUUGGGUUGAAUUUGGUCAUAUUAUUUAAUUUAGUGAAUUGUUAAUUGUGUAUUACUAAUAAGAUUAAAUGUCAUUAACGUAAUAAUUUAGUGUAGGUUUAAACGUAGGUUUACAAAAAUAAUUUAAUUCAAAUUCGUUUGCUAAACGUAGGUUUGAACGUAGCUAUUGAUGUGUUAAUUAAGUUAAAUUAGUUAGCUAAACGUAGGUUUAUACGUAGUGAUGCAUUAAAAGGGGACGGAAUGAACUAGUUAAAUUUAGUUAAAUUUAACUAAAUGAAUUAGUUAAAUUUAAUUAAACGUAUGUUUAAUUUAGUGAAAUUAUGUGCAUUAUUGUGCAUUAGAGGACGUAUAUUUUGUGCAUUAUUGUUGUGAAUUCUGUGCAUUUCAUUUAAUUUAGUGAAAAUUAGUUGAUUAUAUUUAGUGAAAUAAAUUACUUAAAAUUGUGUGCAUUGCAUUUCAUAUAAUUUUUUAUUAUAAUAUUCAGGCAUAAUGUAUAAACAAAAUAGAAGUUGGAUGUAUGAUAAAGAUGCGGUAUUGUACGGAAUGCAAUCAAAUUUUCUCGAGGGAGUCGGGGAAUUUAUUGAAUUUGCACUUGAACAUCUGGCUUAUAUGAGUGGUGAUAAAAUAAGAUGUCCAUGUUCAAAGUGUAAAAAUCUCAAAUUUAAAGACCCACACGAAGUUGGGUAUGAUUUGUACGCGGUCGGUUUUGUUCCCAAUUAUUAUAAUUGGACUUCUCACGGCGAACCUUUGGAUCCAUCUGUUAUACCACAAACGGUAGGUUCGUCUCGUUACGUCCCUCCAGAGAUGAGUGCGUGGGGAGACCGUGCUGAAAUGAGGUGGGACCAACAAAUGGUAUAUGACGCAUACGGUGUACCGUCUCAGUUCAACCCCCCACAACCACCUAACGACCCCCCUGAAGCCUCAGAUGCGGAUGAAAAUCCGACAUUUUAUCAACCUUAUGUGGAUGAAGGUUUGGCUGAGAGAUUUCAGGAUGUUCUAAAAGCUGCCGACCAACCUCUGUAUGCUGAUUGUGAGGGAUACUCUCAGCUAUCCGCUGUUACUGAGUUCAUGAACAUAAAAGCGAAUACAGUCUCCCUGAAACUUGCAUGAAUAGAGUCUUGCAGUCAGUAGGAGGGAUGCUACCGCGAGAUCAUACCCUUCCUGAUUCAUAUUACCACAUGAAGCAGUUAAUGUCUAAGUUGGGGCUACCUUGUUUUGAAAUUGAUGCGUGCCCGGAAGGAUGUAUGUUGUUCUGGAAGGAGGAUGAGGCACUUGAGUUCUGCAAGUUCUGUGGUGGAGACAGAUACAAACCUGUUCGUCAAGGUAAAAAGAAACCACGACAUAGGUCUGCACUGUCUAAACUGUAUUACCUCCCAAUAGCUCCUCGACUGCAAAGGAUGUACGCUUCGACUGCUACUGCGAAACACAUGACAUGGCAUGUUGAGCACGAAACCAACGAGGGUAUGAUGGCUCACCCUUCGGACUGUGAAGCCUGGAGACACUUUGACCGCUGUCAUCCUGAGUUUGCUAUGGAGCCACGAAAUGUGCGGCUGGGAUUGUGCUCAGAUGGAUUUGCUCCUUUUGGCAGGUUUGGCAAGAACUAUUCAUGUUGGCCGGUCAUGUUAACUCCUUACAAUCUCCCUCCCGACAUGUGCAUGAAAAGUCAUUUCAUCUUUUUGUCUUUAAUUUGUCCGGGUUCCAAGGAUCCUGGGCGAAAGAUAGACAUUUAUCUUCAACCCCUUAUUGAGGAGAUGAAAGAACUGUGGGCCGUUGGGACACCAACUUAUGAUGUUUCAUCAGAUAAAAUGUUUAUCAUGAAAGCUGCCAUCAUUUGGACCAUUAGCGACUUCCCUGCCUAUGGCAUGCUUUCGGGAUGGAGCACACACGGUCUGAUAGGAUGUCCGAUAUGCAUGGAGAAAUCAGGUGCCAACUGGCUCAGUUACAGCAAAAAAGGAAGUUACUUUGAUUGUCACCGUAAGUUUCUCCCGGAAAGGCACCGAUAUCGAAAGGACAAGAAGUCUUUCAUUAGAGGCAGAGCGGUACGAGAGAGCCCACCCCCGAGAUUGACCGGUGAAGAAAUUUAUAACCGGGUUCAACGUUUUCCUACGGCUAUGGAAGAGCCAAACCAAGAGCCAUAUGGGUAUUGUGAUACCCAUAAGUGGACAAAGAGGAGCAUAUUCUGGGAGUUGCCUUAUUGGAAAGACCUUCUCAUCCGUCACAAUUUAGAUGUCAUGCACACUGAGAAGAACGUCUUUGACAAUAUAUUUACCACGGUGAUGGAUUUGAAAGGCAAAACUAAAGACGGUCUUGCAGCUAGGAAAGAUAUGACUAUUUGGUGUGAUAGACCCGAACUUUCUGUUGAUCUAGAAUAUCAGGGCAAGGAAGUUCCAAAAGCAGUCUACCAGGUCACAGAACCACAAAAGGCAGCAAUAUUACAAUGGCUUGCGUCUCAGAAGUUUCCAGAUGGCUACUGCUCCAACUUGUCUAGAUGCGUAGACAUGAACAAACUUACCACGACGGCGAGCAUGAAAACUCACGAUGCUCAUGUAAUAAUGCAAAGACUUCUACCAAUUGCACUAAAAGAGAUGCUCCCUGAACACGUAUGGUCCUGCAUUACUGAAAUCAGUUUGUUGUUUCAAUCGAUAUGUUCCAGCGUUUUGGAUGCGGCAUCCCUCCGGAGACUACAAGAGUCUGUUCCCAUUCUGAUGUGUAAUCUGGAAAAAAUAAUGCCACCAUCGUUUUUCGAUACAAUGGAACAUCUCAUAAUACAUCUUCCGUAUGAGGCUUUGACUGCUGGGCCCGUCUUCUAUCGGUGGAUGUACAGAUUUGAAAGAUUUCUAGGAGAGCUGAAAAAGAAAGUGACCAACAAGGCACACGUUGAGGCUUCAAUUUGUCAAGCGUAUCUUCAACAAGAAAUCUCAACGUUCUCGUCUUUUUACUUCGAGCGUGACGUCAUCACCAGAAGGAAGAGACCUGCCCGGAACGAUGACAUUGGCGAGGAUUUAUAUGAAAAUGUAGUUUCCAUCUUCAAUUACCCAGGCAGAGGUAAAGGUGCUGCAACACAACGAUACAUCCUGGGUGGGGAAUUGCAAAUUGCGCAUACUUAUAUCCUCAUGAAUUGUCCAGAAAUCUCACCGUUUUAUCAUGAAUUCCGAGCUUCUUUAUCAGCCUUUCCUGAGAAUGAAAUUGAUGCGUUGGUGGACUCUGAUUUUGUAAAUUGGUACAAGUAUCAGAUCAAUAGUCGUGGGAUUGUCGACC